This is a messenger RNA of Linum trigynum, 4915 nucleotides long. The record is from the annotation of a GenBank genome assembly. Lineage: Eukaryota; Viridiplantae; Streptophyta; Magnoliopsida; Malpighiales; Linaceae.
UACCAUUUCACAAAACAUCAAUAUCAUUGCAGAUUUAAUCAUUACCAAUGUGACAAAAUUAAUACCAAUGCAUCAAAAAUAAUACCAAUGUGACAAAAACAAUACAAUACGACAAAAACACUACCACUACCAUUUAAAAAAAAUCACUACCAUUUUGGAACCAGGAGCCGGCGUUGUGGCAGCUCUGGCAGUAGACGACUCCUUCCACCACGACGUCGGAUUGUAUCUUCUGUGGGGUUGCGGCGGCGGCAUGUUGGUGGUGGUAUUGGGGUUCUGCGGACAUUGAUGGGAGUGAGUUGAGAGGAGAAGGAGGGUGGUGAUGAGGUGGAUGCGAGUUGGCGGCGCCAUUUUUUGGGUUUGGAGGUUGUGGGAAUGGAAUCAAUGGAUACUUGGCUUGUUGAGUUUUUGAUGAUGAGAUUGAGCGAUGAGUUUGUGGGGGAGAUGUGGUGAUUUAUAUAUAUGUAUGGACUAUGGAUAAUGGAUCCGUCAUGGGAGAUUGUUUAUGGACAAGCAGGUGACGAUGGAUGAAGAAGCGGAGCUGUCGGCGAAGGAAGGCGGCGACGUCGAUCUCCUCACUAAACCCAGGUCGCCGUCGAGGAAUAAGCUGACGACGAGAUAGGGCGGUGGCCAUUAGCCUCUCGCAAACCCUAAGCCAUCGUCGGGGAGGGUGAGAGCUUGCGGCUACGACAGGUUUGGCUGUAGAAGUAGGGUUAGGGUAGAAUAUAUAGAAUAAUCAAGUGUGUUCUUUUUUCAUCCAAAAUUAUCCUGAGGCAAUCUUAACUGCAAGAUUAAAAAAAAAAGAGAAAAGAGAAGAAAAUAAAUGGUGGAUACUGAUGUAGCCACGAUGGCUACUAGAAAUCCAGUUACCACCCUAACGCAUUCCUCUUUACGCCAUAACCUAUUCGCCCAAACAUGUAAUUGACGAAUCGAUUGAGUAGUGUGGAGAAAUUGGUCUACCAAACAAUUAGCGCACCUUGAGAGUAUGGGAAGGAAAGGUUGGAGGUUCUGUUCCCCUUCCCUUCAUCAGGGUUCGGUUGGUAUCAUCGAUCGGUAGAUUGGCGCUUGGCGGCGUCGAUUGGGUGUCCAGUCAUCGUUGGUGGGUGUCGACUGCGGGGAUGGGGAACAAGAGGGGCAUAGAAGGUGGCUAGGGUUUAGGAACCCUUUUAUGUUUUGGCCCGGGUUUGGACCCUAUUGGGUUACCGGCCCACAUGUUUGAGCCUCUUUGUUUUGAUUUCUGAUCGAGUCUCUUUUUAUGCUUGUACCUUUCCAUUAGUGCUUUGGCUCGGUCGCCUUCUUAAUGGCACUUAUCUUUUAAAAAAAUGUAUAUUCACAGAUUACAUUGUAAAAAACAUACUACGAGUCCAAAGGGCAGGGUCUAGACUACUUGGUUUAUGAUACAAGCUUGUUAAUUAGAUUGUUCAAACUCGUUCUUCUCUAUUACUUCCCUUGCUCAUUGCCGCAUCAUAUUGUGGUUGGAGUAAGUUGAAGGGACCACCACUAGGUAUCAUGGGUCUGUAGUGUUAGUAAUGACAAUUUGAACUCGUCACGGAUGGUUUACCUCAAUUUAUUUUAAGCUAUUAUUAUUGGUAAUAUUUAGACUGAUUUUAAAUCAUAUUUUCACCAAAUGUUAAUUUAUAUAAUUACAAGUCUUUAUUUUUCAACUAAUUAGACUUAAUUAAUCUACCUAUUAUUUAUAUUUUCAUUUAUGAACUAUUUUCUCUUAAUUUUAUUGUUAAAAAUAAAAAUCUUCUCCAAAAAAUAUACAUGAACGAGUCGGCCUACACCAAAUCCGUACCCAAGUAGGUAUUAUCCAAUAUGAUAUGUGCUUGACUCGAGGCGAAUAUGGGCAUGAGGUACUUGUCUCGCUCCUUCUCAUUGUCAUCACUACAUGUUAGUCUACAGUUUUUACGGUUCAAUUUAAUUGAUUUGAAGCCUAAAAUAAGGUGGUUUGAGAUCAACUCAAUCCAAUAACCCUGUUAGUCUAAACCGUUAAAUUAAAUUGCUCACUCUACCAAGUACACGUAAAACAAUUGAUUUAUUGUAAAGAAACGAAUAAAAUAUGCUACUCUAAUUAUCUAUGAAAACUGUUGUGAUUCUAAGAUAAAUGCCACAAAUAUAUUAUUUGUCCCGAAAACGGGGAAGACUAGUUUCUCUUUUUUUUUUUUUUUUUUUUCAGGCUUGAAAAAGGCAAAACUAAUUAGCUAAAGAAAGAAAAAGAAAUGUGCGUGAUUGUAGGGAGAUUGAGGAAAUAUAUACGAAGAAUAAGAAAAAUUCAAAUGUCAAAUACGAGAAUGAAAGGAGAAGCGUAAUAAAGGGGAUGUGAGUGGAGGAGUGAGAAGGAAACCAAAAACGACAUUGAGGAAUGGUAAACGAACAUAGCCGAAAGAGUUGACACGUAGCACAAACUCUGGCUUGCUAAUGAAAGCAAAACAUGAUACAUAUAAAAAGGGAUGAGAAUGUGGAGAGGCAAACCAUUGCAAAAGCCAUUAAUCCUUGUUCAUCACAAUCUUAUCAAACAGCCAAAAGAAAAGGAAGAGCCUUAUUGUUAUUCCUUGAUGAAAUAGUUUCUUGAUCCCAGCCUUCCCGGGAAUAAUAGAAGAAAAAUCGAUGGUAUAUGCAGCACGUCAAACAUCGAUUGAAUAAUUAGAUACAGUAGAUAAAAGAAGAUAUAUAGAAAAGAGGAAUUAGAUCGAUCAGUGAUAAGGAAAAUGAUGACUCCUACAAUGAGGUUGGUGUUGCUAAGCAUUGUGUUCUUAAUUUAUUGGCCAACUGCGGUGGUUCGGGGGGAAGACCCCUACAUUUUCUUCACGUGGAAUGUGACCUACGGAACACUGGCCCCAUUAGGCACUCCGCAACAGGUAAUAUUGAUUAACGGCGAGUUUCCAGGCCCCGUCAUCAAUUCCACAUCCAACAACAACGUGGUUGUGAAUGUGUUCAACAACCUGGAUGAGCCAUUCCUCAUCACUUGGAGUGGGGUCCAGCAGAGGAAGAACUCGUGGCAAGAUGGGGUGCUUGGGACCAACUGCCCAAUCCCACCAGGCUCAAACUACACCUACCACUUCCAGGUGAAGGACCAGAUCGGAAGCUUCAUGUACUACCCAUCCACAGCCAUGCACAAGGCCGCAGGUGGAUUCGGAGGCCUGCACAUCAAUAGCCGCCUCCUAAUCCCGGUCCCUUACCCAGAUCCCGAGGAUGACUACACGGUCAUUAUCAACGAUUGGUACACCAAGACCCACUCGGCACUCCGCAACAUGCUGGACAGCGGCCGCACCUUGGGCAGACCCGAAGGCGUCCUCAUCAAUGGCAAGAAUGCCAAGGGAGACGGAAAGGACGAGCCCCUCUUCACCAUGAAGCCUGGGAAGACAUACAAGUACAGGGUGUGCAAUGCCGGGUUGAAGACCUCCCUCAACUUCAGGAUCCAGGGCCACGGCCUGAAGCUAGUCGAGAUGGAAGGCUCUCACGUUGUACAGAACGUCUACGAUUCACUAGAUGUCCAUGCGGGAGGGUGCCUGGCAGUGUUGGUGACGGCGGACCAGGAUCCCAAGGACUAUUACAUGGUGGCCUCCACUAGGUUCACCAAGACGGUGUCCACUGGGAAGGGAAUCAUCCGUUACGAAGGAGGGAAGGGCCCAGCAUCAGCUGAGAUCCCCGCAGCUCCAGUUGGGUGGGCCUGGUCCCUGAAUCAGUUCCGGUCCUUCAGGUGGAACCUCACAGCCAGCGCCGCGAGGCCAAACCCUCAAGGCUCUUACCACUACGGCCAGAUCAACAUCACCCGCACCAUCGUGCUUGCCAAUACCGCUGGGCGGGCCAACGGGAAGCUUCGCUACGCCAUCAACGGGAUCUCCCAUGUGAACCCACCCACCCCGCUGAAGCUGGCAGAGUACUAUGGAGUUGCUGAUAAGGUGUUCAAGUACGACAUCAUGCAAGACAGGCCACCUGCCUCCGACAAGGCUGAGAUUGUGAUGCAACCUAAUGUUGUGAACAUCACCUUCAGGGACUUCAUCGAGAUCAUCUUUGAGAAUCACGAGAAGAGCAUCCAGGCCUACCACUUGGAUGGCUACUCCUUCUUUGCAGUGGCGAUCGAGCCUGGAACUUGGAGCCCAGAUAAGAGGAAGAACUACAAUUUGCUUGAUGCGGUGAGUAGGACGACGAUCCAAGUAUACCCAAAAUCGUGGGCAGCCAUUCUAUUGACUUUCGACAAUGCUGGGAUGUGGAACAUCAGGUCAGAGAUUUGGGAGAGGACAUACCUUGGCCAGCAGUUGUAUGUCAGCACGCUUUCUCCAGGGCGCUCUCUCAGGGACGAGUACAGUCUUCCCGACAACUCUUUGAUCUGUGGCAUCGUCAAGGAUAUGCCCAAGCCUCCACCAUACACCCUCUAAAUCCCAUCCACCCCCUUCUGCCACCUACCUCCAAUUCGAUCUCUUCAUAUCAUUAAUAAAAAAAAAUUAACCCAACGCAGCAGCAGCAACUUUCAACAAAUCCUAAGGAUAUAUCAUAUCGUCCAUGCAUCCUUCUCGCCCAAGAUCUGAGAUCGAGUUUGAGCAGUAAAUUCACGAGAGAGGCAGGGGAAACACGCCUACAAAGAUCAAGAAAAGCCAAACCCAAAAAAGUAUAUAAAAAAAAAAAAACAAAAGAACUCCUUAUGUGAUCUUAUGUCUUUACAUUUUCUCUUUUUCCCCUCUGAGAUUUGGCUUUGUUUCCUUCAAUUACUUGUAUUGCUCUUCUUCUUUCAUAUAAUCAAAUAUUCUUAUCUCUUCUUGUUCAUUUUCAUGCGCUCCCCACUAUUUUAUUUAAUCAUCCAGUGCUCCAAGUAUUUAAUUUACACUAGCUAGCUAGCUUUCAGAAAUCAUUAUGUAAUGUUGUUGCUUCAUACUUAAUUAUUCGUUGAAAGUCUCAAUAAACUUUAUUCCCUUAC